This is a messenger RNA of Penicillium waksmanii, 1230 nucleotides long. RefSeq lists its product as uncharacterized. Lineage: Eukaryota; Fungi; Ascomycota; Eurotiomycetes; Eurotiales; Aspergillaceae. The transcript has a single exon. The record is from RefSeq and is a predicted model, not a curated record. The coding region runs from base 1 to 1230 and encodes 409 amino acids. Gene Ontology annotation, molecular function: protein binding.
AUGAAGAAGAAAACUUCUGAGCGGAAAGGCUUCGAGCUAAUGCCUACUGAAAUUCUCUUCUGCGUUGUCAAUUGUCUUCAGAAAAGGGACAUCAAAGAGUUUUCCUGUGUCAGCAAGCGAGCGAGGGAUGUCUGCUUGCCAUUUCUGUUCCGCGAAGUCAGCAUUGACUUUUCCAGUGCGGGAUUUAGAAAAUUGGAUAAGAUGCUUCACUCGCAUAUAUGUCGGUAUAUCGUUUCUUUCCAAUACAUCGUCCAGGACUUAGUGAAACCUGGUAAGAUCCCUUUACGAAAACAAUACGCGCAGAAGGCUAAUCUCAAGCCAGCGAUAUACAAUUAUGAAAGAUUCAAAACGGAUUUCUUGACCCCGGAAUAUUAUGUCGAGAUGUGCGAAGGGUACGACAAUGUUGACUGCUACGAAGAUAUUGACAGCAAUGAGGAUUGGGAAGAAAUGGAAUAUCCCGGAGGCGACCACCCUUCAUACACGCGUAUUUAUAAGACAAUGAGACGGAGAUGUGUUGAGCAACGAAGCCUUAUAGACACUGGGAGAGACUCAAAGUUUUUAAAAAAGGCUUUUAAGAAAUUCUUGAACCUGAAAGAACUGGAACUGGUUUUUCGUGGAAUACAAGGCGCAAGCUGGGAGAAAGAUUACCAAGAGACGUGCGAUAUGAUGGCGCAGGAUUCUAAUGUACACCAUCUGAAAGUGGUGCUGGCCGCUUUGGUCUCUGCAGAGCGCCGCGGCUUAUCUCUCCAGAAGAUCCAGCUCACCUGUUUGACACACCGUGACGAUCCUUCGCCAGGAAGCCCAGAUUGGCAGCGAUUGACGACUCUUCUCACUGAGCUAGUGGGACAUGCCCCGGUCCUACGGCUUUUCGGAAGUGAUUUAGCAUUGGCUCUGUUGUCUCGCGCCAGCCUGAACUUACGUGAAUUAGACUUGGGCUUCAUUCAUACGAAGCGAACUUUUGUAGAGACUUUUCUACAAAACAACGUCAAGUCCCUACGCUUUCUCAAAUUUGACGAUAUCGUGGUUGAAGACUGUGAUCGGAGAGAUUCUACUCAUGUAACCCUUACAGACGUUCGUGAUAUGACCGAUCUGGUACCCGAAAAAGAGAUAAAUUUCAACAUACCCUCAUGUUCGCACUUAGUCCAGGAGGGACGGAAAUUUAUUUUUAUCUAUGCUAGCCGUGUGCCUGCUUCAAGGACCUGGAAAAGAAAAUGGAACGAUUCUAUAUAA